Molecule: messenger RNA, 1009 nt
Organism: Westerdykella ornata
Lineage: Eukaryota; Fungi; Ascomycota; Dothideomycetes; Pleosporales; Sporormiaceae
Exons: 1
Coding region: 141-713 (190 amino acids)
Source: RefSeq, a predicted model, not a curated record
GUGUUGCGCAUCCCUGCCUGUUCCUGAGCCAGCACACCUCUAACGUACCACGGACUGCUGACCUUUUGUCGGCGGUCGCACCGUUCACACUAAUUAUAUCCCGCUCAGUACAUAGUAGUGAUGUCAGGACAAUUUGCAAUAUGCUGGCUCUGCGAAGCGUGCGAAUCUCGCCGUCCGUGAUGCUCACAAUCAUGCGCACGAAUGAUACCGCGGCACGCCCCCAGGGGAUUGCUUCACGGAGCUGCUUCACGGCUCGAUCAGCACUCCAGGGCUCGACUGUCACAAUCACGAGGACUGGUGAAACGAGCGUGAGAGCUCAAAAACGACGCCUCCGUGAAGGGCGGCCGACCGGGAUGAGCGAUGGGUUUGGGUGUGCAAGGAACUCCCUUCCCCUUGAGGCUUGGCCCACUUCACCACUCUGUCCAAGCUUCACCACUCCUUUUUCUAGCUUGCCCCAUCAUGCCGCAGCUCACCGCUUGGACCAUGCCUUGCUCUGCCCAGCUCAUUUUCCGUCUUCGUCAAGAAGACGUCGUAGCCUGACCGACUUUUUGCUAGCUGUCAAUCUGUGCACAAACAUAAAUACCACCACUCCCCGGCACCUGAUCUCCUACAUCGUUUCAUCCACCCCAUAUCAAGCCAUUCAAUACACCACACACACACAUUUCUCGCCGCAUACAUCAAUACCUCGCCCUCUCACCUCUGUUGCCCUAUAACAGAUAUCUCCUACCAACGCACACACACAUCGCUCUACCGAUUACUCUCACCUCCGAUUCUCCCGGCGUCCCACAAAUCUCUCUUCCACAAGGGAACAUAAUGGCUGUUAUCUGCGAUCAAGUCAACAUGUCGACACAAAAUCUCCCACCGUGUCCUGGGCCGCCCCCUACUCGUCCUCUGCCUCCGGUUCCUUCAAAAUAAAGGAAGGACAGUCGACUUCGGUCAACACUACCAAUUCCAUCCUAAUCGAUCUCCCUUCUGGCAUCACGUCUCCGGCCUAUCGAGUAUCUACCUC